AUGCUGGGCGGCCAAUUGCUAUCCCACCUCUCCUCCACUGCUCCCCAGCAACCUGCUAACCUAAUCCGCUCCCCACGGCCCCCCUUUCCCCUUGCUUUCCCCCCUACCUCCGCUCCCAUUAGCUCCGCGCCCUCCCCCUUCCCCAUGCAUUCUAGCUUCCCCCCCGCCUUUCAGCAAGCGGGAACGCUGGUGCCGAGCCAAGCGCCGAACCAGCUGCCAAGCCAGCCCAUGGCUCGGCCGCAUUUUGCCCCUGUGGUAGGCCAAUCAGGGCCGUCCACGUCAGCAGGGCAGUCCACGGCGAUUCCUCUGUUAGGCCAAGGAUUGGUUCCUCUUCCUUUUCCGAGCACUGUAGCAGCCGGCACUGUAACGCACAGUACUGUAGCGAGUACUGUAGCACCGGUUGUAGCUGCUCCUACCUCUGCUGCUACAACUGGUCUUCUCUGCAUGCCUUCUGCUGCACCAGCAGCAGCAGCAGCGGCACCUGCAGUGAGCAAGCCAGCAGCAGCGUUUGCAGGGCUGGAUCUAAACGCCUGUCCAGAUGACGCCACUUCCCUCUCCUCGCCCACCUCCCUCGCUGCCACCGCUGCUGCCAGUGCGGAUGCACCUGCUGCUACAGCUGCCGCCACAGGCCCCGCUGUUACAGCCGGCCCUGCUGCGGCCGCUCCGCAAACGUCUCCUGGGUUUGCACCUGGGAUGGGGGGAGGGGUGAGGGGCCCCAUGGGGCUGGUUUUGCCACCCCAGUACAACGCCCCCUUGGGAACUGGCGCUCACUAUAGCAAUGCUAUGGGAGCAGCAGCAGCAGCAGCGCCCGUGACAGGAGCACCACAGUACAGCGUUCCAAUGGGCCCAGGCGUGCCUGUGACUGCGCCCCAUCCCAUGGCCCCCCAGUUCGUUCCACCGCUCCAUACCGCUCCCCACGUGCCUCCACCGCUCCAUACCGCGCCCCACGUGCCUGCACCGCUCAAUACCACAAGCUACUCUGCUGCGGCACACUCACAACCCCAACACAUGCGCACAGGCCCGCCCCAUCUGCUCUCCAUGCCGCCCGCGCUGCAUGCUGUGCCGCCCGUGUCUGCCGCCCUUGCUCCCCCUGCCACACUUGCUCCACCUGCUGCCCCUGCUGCUGCUCCUGCUGCUGUUCAUUCCGCAGCCACUGCUGAUGCUGGUGGCGGAAGCAGCAGUGGUGGUGGUGGUGCUGCUGCUAGUGGUGGUGGCGGUGGUUUCGGGUUUGAGUUGGAUCUGAACGCGCCAUUAGACGAGGACGAAGGUGAUGCUCAAGGUCAGAAUGACGGCCACUUUGAAGGUCAGCUCGAAGCUCAGUUUGAUGCUAAAGCACGGGGUGAAGCGGAGGAUGAAAGAGAAGUAGAAAUUGGACGUGAACGUGCAGAUGGUGGUGCUGACUCAGCGCGAGGUGGUGCUGACUCAGUGCGAAGCGGUGCUGACUCGGGCAGGGACCACAGCACGGUCACUGAUGCGAGCGGUGCUGCUCUGAGUGGUGGGGGCGAGAGAGGGGCGGGAGGAGGGGGUGGGGCAGAGGAGAAGAGCCUGGGGAAGGAAUCAAGUAGUCCUAGGAGGGAUUUCCUGCAUGAUCUCAAUAUGACUCAGGAGGAGGGGGAGGUGGGGCAGGAGGAGAGGGAGGGAGGACUGGAAGAGGGGAGCGAGAGAGGGGUGGUGGGCGGGCAGGGAAGGGGAGAUGAUGGGCGAAGGAAGGGGUUUAUGGUGGAUAUGAAUAUGGCUUUGGAUGGGGAGGAGGGCGGGGAGGAAGGGACAGUGGGGGGAGUUGCUGGGAGUGAGGGGGUGGAGAGUGAGGGGGUGGAGAGUGAGAAGGUGGAGAGUGUGGGGGUGCCUGGUAAAAAUGGAGGGGAAUGGGGGGGUAGGGGAGAUGGGGAGAGGAGGGAGGAGAGGGGCAGGGAGGAGGUGGGUGAAGCAGGCGAGGGGAUUCAAGGGGAAGGGCAGGAGGUUAGAGGGGUUGGAGGAGAGGAGGCAGAGGCAGCGGAGGAGGCGGAGGAGGAGGAGAUGGGGGUGGAGGACACGGCUGGUGGCCCCUCCUCUGCCUCUCCUCCCCCUCGUGCCUCGGGAGCUGAAUCCACUGAUAAUGCUGGGGCUGAUGUUGGUGCCAUCGGUUCAGAGCAGGCAGCGAUAGUGGGGAGAAAGCUCACCGCCCUGCCUCCAUUCAGCAAGGCCGAAGGACUCGAUCUGCUUGACCUGGUAUGGUCGGCCCACGCACGCAACGAUCUCCCUUCUCUAGACGCCCUUCUCGCCCAGACCAUCGCCCUCUGCCAUCGCCACAUGGCCUUCCACGCCGCUGCUGUCUCUGCUCCUGUUUUCCCUUCUCACCUCUUCCUGCCUCUCCCCACCUCUCCCCAUCCCCCGUCCAGGGCUCGACCUCCUCGACCUGGACUCGACCUCCUCGACCUGGUGUGGUCAGCACAUGCACGCAAUGACCUACCCUCACUGGAUGCUCUGCUCGCCCAGACCAUCGCCCUGUGCCAUCGCCACAUGGCCUUCCAUGCCGCUGCUGUCUCUGCGGGUCCCUCCUCGCUGUCCCUCGCACAUGCCUCCCCCGCCGCCACCGCUGCUGCCCUUGCAUCGGCCCGCUACCACUACUGCUCGCUCGCGUUUGUUUCCAAGAAGAUUCCUGAAGCCUUUGGCGCUCCUAUCAGUGCUGAUGGCACCAGAUGCAGAGGACACAGACGGUUUUUGAGGCGUCUCUCGAAUUCAGAUUCAUCUUUCCGUCCGCCACUUUCCACCGCUUCCCUACUCCGCUUCCUUCUCCCACGUGCUUCCUCCUCCUCCAUGCAGGCGCUCUUAUCAGUGCUCAUGGCACCAGAUGCAGAGGACGCAGGAGCAGCAGGAGGGGGAGACCGAGGAGGAGCAGGAGGAGGAGGAGGGGGAGGAGGAGGAGCAGGAGGGGGAGGGGGAGGGGCAGGGGAGAGGGCGUUACGGAAGGCCACACCGGUGCUGCUACAGGCGCUUGCAUGCCGGCUGCUGCUGCGCGCCUUUGCUGCUCGCCCCCGCUGGCCCGUUGCUUUCCUAGAGGCCUAUCUCAGCGAUGCCUGUGGCCCACGCCACUGGGUAGACCUGGACACCUGCAGGGACUUCGUCUCGGCCAUCUCUGCCUGCCUGCCUCACUCCCUCGUCGCUCCUCCCCCCGCCCUGCUCCGCCCUCUCGCUGCCCCACCUGCUGUCGCUAUUGCUGCUCGUGCUGCUGCUGGUCCUGGUGGUGCUGCUGGUUCUAGGAUUUCGGCUGCAGCUGAUUCGGCAGACUCUGGAGGGAAAGGGCUGAAGGGGAGGGCGGGAGCAGGGGGCCCUCCUCGCUCCCCUGCUGUCAGCACCAGCAGCGUUGGUGGGGGGAGCGUGAGCGGUGGUGCUGCUGCAAAGAAAGGGGCGUCAGACACUGCCACGUCAUCAGAGAGGCUCGGAAGCAUCGGCUUGGAUCGGUUUGGAGGUUCGGAAACCGAGGCUGAGAUAGAGCGGCUGUUUGUGGGCAGCAUUCAGCGGAUGGUCAGCUCCGGUAGCAGCAGAGAGAAUCCGAGGCACCUCAUCAGGUGUGUGGGUGGCAGCAGGGAGGGGAUUGAGUCGGAUAUCAAGUGGUGGGAGGGGGGCAGUGGGGAGGCAAGUGUGGGCUGCUGGUGCUGGGAGCAGGAUAUCUUCUGGCUGCUAGUUCUAGGGGCGGGGUAUCCGCUGGUGAGAGUGCAGGCGGCCUCUCUCCUCCCCCCAUGGCUCUCCUCUACUGUCCACGCCCGCUCUGCUCGCCUGCUGCUGGAACGAGUGAUAGCUCUUACCCGCGGCACCAGUGCUGCUGAUUGGCGCACAUUAGAGCACCUGCUGAGCAUCAAGGCGAAGGGGUCGCAGCAGGGAGGCAGCACACUGCCCAUGGAGAUAGUGGCUCAGGUCGUCAACAUUCGUCCUGAAUACGCUGCCUUUGUCAUCAAGGCCCUUCUUAUGUGGGAGAGUCGAAAGGAGUCGCCUCACCACAUGCGAGUGCUUGCAGCAGCAGUCAGAGCGAUGGUCGCGGGGAAGGGGGAGGGGACGGAGAUUCUUUCAUGCACCUCACAUUACACCACUUACACUCCUGUUUCUUUUCCCGUGUCCCUCUCUCAUCUCGCCCAGACCCUUCUGCUGUGGGAGAUUCGAAAGGAGUCACCCCACCACAUGCGUGUGCUGGCAGCAGCUGUCAACCCUUCUGCUGUGGGAGGUUCGGAAGGAGUCGGCCCAUCACAUGCGAGUGCUGGCGGCAGCAGUCAGAGCGAUGACUGGGGGGGAAGGGGAGGGGACGGAGGAGUGCUGCAGGUGAGGCCAAAACUCCCUUGCUCCUUCCUAAUCUCCCUUUUCCCCACGCUCUCGUCUCAAACUCCCACGCUCUCGUCUCAAACUCCCACGCUCUUGUCUCAAACUCCCACGCUCUUGUCUCAAACUCCCACGCUCUUGUCUCAAACUCCCACGCUCUUGUCUCAAACUCCCACGCUCUCGUCUCAAACUCCCACACUCUUGUCUCAAACUCCCACGCUCUCGUCUCAAACUCCCACGCUCUCGUCUCAAACUCCCACGCUUUCGCCUCAAACCCUUCCCUCUCGCCUCAAACUCCCACCCUCUCCCUUUCCCUACUCCUCUCUCCCUUCCCCACAUUCCUCUCUUCCCUCCCCACUCCCCUGUCCUUCUCCCUUUUUCUGCCCCUUCUCCCCUCCUCUGUCCGCCAUCAGGAGUUCUCACACGCCAUCAGGAGUUCUCAGAGUUCUCAGUGGAUCCAACGCUCAACCCGCACCUCCCAGCCCUCGCAACCAAGCUGCUCCGUAUGCAGGCGCAACCCACGUAUGCCUGUAUGCAUAUGCGUGCAUCUGUGCAGGUAUGCAGGCGCAACCCACGUAUGCCUGUAUGCAUAUGCGUGCAUCUGUGCAGACCGAGACAGCCCCCUCCUGCGCCAACCACCCCCCCACCACAGUGGUCGUGUUUCAGCCGAGUCAGAAGCUUGUUCUCCUGCCUUGUGUUCCUGCGCCCUUUUCCCUCCUCCCCCCCAACACACCAGACGGAGGCAGUGACCUGACGGAGGCGGUGACCUGGUGUGCCACGGUGGUGGCAGCCGACUGCAGCACCCUCUGCCCCUCGCACCUGCCCUCUGCACCUGCUGCUGCUCAGAAGCUCCAAAAGCAGCAGCAGCAAGGAGUGAAGCAGGAAGAAGGGGAGGCAGUAGGAGCAGGGGCAGGGGCAACAGAGGCGGGGAUGCGUGCGAUUCAAAUGGGUUCAGAGGGGUUCGGUGCGGUGGGGAUCGGUGUGACCAUCUUUGAUCUGCUCCGCUGUCAGGAUGCGGCCAUGCAAAUGCUGCUGCACCUGCUGGUGCGAGCUGCUACAGUGCCCUCCCUCUGGGCGGGAAGGCUUGUCGUUUCUGGCCCUCAGCUGUCAGCAGCGAUAUUCAAGCUCGCCUCAGUGGUCCUGCCGCGCCCUCUCCUCGCCCUCCACCCGCCUCCUCCCAAGCUGCUCGCUGCUCGCCGCUUCUGGCAGGCCUGCUGUGCCGCCGUCCUCAUCACUGCCCUCUCCGCCUCACCCCCCUCCCUGCCUCCUCCUCCUCCUCCCACUCCUCAACCUUCCUCUGCUCCUCCUCCUCCUGCUGCGCCCUCUUCAAGUGGCGGCAGUGGCGCUGGUGGCUGCUUCCCAUCGUGCCAGUCACCAACAGUGCAGCGCAUGCUGGAAGCACUCUUCAUGCACCAUGUGCCAUCCGUCACCAAAUCACAGCACGCCACGUGGCAGAAGCAAGCCGAGCAGGACACCCAGGCCUCAGCCCUGCUGCGCCGUCUGCUCUCCUCCUCCCCACCGCCUCCCAUGAAGCAAGAAUGGCACGAAACUGCUGGUCUGGGAUCAGGAGCAGCAGCAGCAGGGGAAGCAGAGGGUGGGGGCAACAGGGCGGGGGCAGCAGCAGCAACAGGAGGCUUGGCGGAGGUGCCUGCAUGGCUGGAGGCGGAGAUGGGGGAGGAGCUGCUGCUGCAGGAGGGGGAGGGGGAGGGGGAGGGCGCGGGGGAGCGGGGAGGCGGGAGGGGGGAGAGGCAGGGGAAAGAGGGCUCAGGGGUGAGAGAGAGGGGCCACACAUUCACACGCAAGAACGGAUCCAUUCCUUUUGAGAAUUCUCAAAAGCGGCUGUUGAGGCAAGCCUUUGGCGCCUCUGCUCUGGAAGGGCUCAUUCAUGCACAGGUGAGAGAGAGGGGCCACACAUUCACACGCAAGAACGGAUCCAUUCCUUUUGAGAAUUCUCAAAAGCGGCUGUUGAGGCAAGCCUUUGGCGCCUCUGCUCUGGAAGGGCUCAUUCAUGCACAGGCACCGAUGAAAAAUGAUGUCUUUUCAGUAAGCCAUUUCCCUAUCCUUGCCGCUCCUCUCUCCCCCUCCUACCAGGGUGGAGUGGCAGCCUCAUGGUCAUGGCUGCACGGCUUUCUCUCGAGUGACCCGGCAGUGGUGGCUCAUCUGGCGCCCACCACUCAGUGCGCCAUACUCUACCAGCACUGGCGCCGGGAGGAUGCGUCCCUUCCCUCCUCCUCCCCUCCGCCUCUCUCCCCCUCCCACACUCGAAGCACGGUACAGUUGCUGCAAGCUGCUGUUGCCAGGGAGCUGCCCAUGGCACGGGCUGCUGCUCGCCUGCUCCUGCCAGCAGUUUCCUGUGCUGUGAUGCGAGAAACACACAUUCCCACG
Messenger RNA from Closterium sp. Naga37s-1, 6675 nucleotides. The record is from the annotation of a GenBank genome assembly. Lineage: Eukaryota; Viridiplantae; Streptophyta; Zygnematophyceae; Desmidiales; Closteriaceae.